AUGCUUCUCCCAGUACUACGGCAAUCAUAUCCCCGAGACAACAUAAAGCAGCUCCCCUAUCGAAGAAUUCUUACCGACGUCGUCAAUCCAGAAGUUUUCGACCUACUUCUUACCAUGUCCAAUAACCACAACGGCUCCACUACCGUACAUUCGGACGAACACCGCACCAUCACAGCUGCUCCACUCACCAAUUGUCCAUCGCUGUUCGUGGGAGGACCUUCCACAGAUUGUAGCCAUCGCGAGGAUCAUCAGUUCACUGCACCGCAAGUCCUAAGACCACAAACUCUAGGAUUUUCUUGCAAACUGCCUCUGACGAUGACAAAAUCCAUAGAGGAUAUGUUGCGACCUCCAGGGAUGAGCGAAGAGAUCCUGAAUAGACCUCUUGCCAGGGACUGGGCCGAUGGUGUACGAUUGACUCCUGUAUUCAAUAGAGAUGUUGUUGCUCAGUUCUUUCCUGAGCUGUCUGAGAAUCCAAUUUUAUAA
This is a messenger RNA of Cylicostephanus goldi, 483 nucleotides long. The record is from the annotation of a GenBank genome assembly. Lineage: Eukaryota; Metazoa; Nematoda; Chromadorea; Rhabditida; Strongylidae.